UUUAUUGAACAAACCUCACAUCCUAAUCUUUUGCUCGGUCAUAAACACGUCUGAUGUGAAACCAAUCAACUCUUCUAUUCUACUUCUACCCGUUCUGUUCAAAGGAAGAUGGUCCAAAGUCCUCUCAGAGGUCAAACAUAAUUCUUUGAUCCAUUCUAUAUAUCAUCACCAUCAAUGAUUCCAUCUUUCUUGCAAUAUCCAUUUCUUUUUCUUCCAUACCCAAUUCCCAUCAAGAUCCAUUUCAAAGAUUCUGUAAAUCUAGUGAAAUUAUAAGGUUUAUAGUUUAUUAUAGUUUUAUACAACUAUGAAGAUGUGUUUCCCCUGUUUACAAUGUUUCUGCUCAACUUCAGAUGACAAAGUGGUGGUCAGUAAGAAUGACAAAGGUGGAGAAAGUGGUAAGAAAUUUAGGUUGUUUUCUUACCAUGAGCUGAAAGUUGCUUGUGAUGGUUUCAGUUCCAAGAACAAAGUUGGGGAGGGAGGAUGUGGUGCUGUUUACAAGGGUCGACUAACAGACGGGACAAUGGUGGCAAUAAAAGUGUUAUCAGUUGAACUCGAAUCAAUGAGAGGAGAACGUGAAUUCAUAUCCGAAAUUGCUGCAUUAUCCGAUGCGCAGCAUGAAAAUCUUGUAAACCUUCAUGGAUGUUGCGUUGAAGAAGCGACAAGAUGUUUGGUAUACGAUUAUAUGGAAAACAACAGCCUUGCAUAUCAAUUUCUAGGUCGGGAGCAAAAUAGGAAUAGCUUCGAUUGGACAAAGAGGAAGAAUGUUUUACUAGGAGUUGCUAAAGCAUUAGCAUAUCUUCAUGAAGAGAUAAACCCUCAUAUAGUUCAUAGAGAUAUCAAAGCAAGCAAUGUGCUUUUAGAUCACAAUUUUAAUCCAAAAGUUGCGGAUUUUGGUCUUGCAAGGUUAUUUCAAGAAGGCACGUCUCACAUUAGUACUCGUGUCGCUGGUACAUUAGGGUAUCUCUCUCCAGAAUAUGCUGUCAGCGGACGAUUGACUCGAAAAUCUGACGUGUAUAGCUUUGGCGUACUACUUCUUGAAAUAAUAAGUGGACAGUCAGUCGUAAAUUUCGAUAUGGAACAUGGAGAGCAAUUCUUGGUUGAUAAGGCAUGGGGUAUGCAUAACUGCGAGCGUCUAGUAGAGCUGGUGGACCCCAUGUUGUUGAAAGGGGGUGAUGAUGAUGAUGAUAGGUUAAGAGCCGAAGGUGUGCAGUUCAUGAAGGUCGGGUUAUUAUGUGUUCAAGAGGUCACAAAGCUUCGGCCCAAAAUGUCUACAGUCAUCAAGAUGUUGACUGGGGACACAAGUGUCGAGGGAGUGAAGAUUUCACAACCGGGGUUCGUCGCUGAUCUCAUGGAUGUCAAACUCAAUACAAAAAAGUCGACUUCUACUUUUUAAUAGUUAGCUGAUGUCUAGUUUUUUUUUUUUUUUUUUUUUUUUUUUUUUUUUUUUU
Messenger RNA from Helianthus annuus (common sunflower), 1448 nucleotides. Its product is annotated as putative serine/threonine-protein kinase. Gene Ontology annotation, molecular function: ATP binding; protein kinase activity. NCBI's taxonomy places the organism in Eukaryota, Viridiplantae, Streptophyta, Magnoliopsida, Asterales, Asteraceae. Gene Ontology annotation, biological process: protein phosphorylation. The coding region runs from base 305 to 1393 and encodes 362 amino acids. The transcript has 6 exons. The record is from RefSeq and is a predicted model, not a curated record.